CCCCGCCCCCCGUGGCGGGGGAACGCCAGUACUCUAGGCCUUUCGGUUUGCGAGGGCGGGCCUGCUGCUGGGAGGGUGGGAGCUCUCGUGGCCGCUCACGAUGGAGGAACUAGAACAAGGCCUGUUGAUGCAGCCGUGGGCGUGGCUACAGCUUGCCGAGGACUCCCUCUUGGCCAAGGCUUAUAUCACUAAGCAGGGCUAUGCCUUGCUGGUUUCAGAUCUUCACCACGUGUGGCAUGAACAGGUGGACACUAGUGUGGUCAGCCAGCGAGCCAAGGAGCUGAACAAGCGUCUGACUGCACCCCCCGCGGCUUUUCUCUGUCAUUUGGCUGAUCUGCUUCGCCCGUUGUUGAAGGACACUGCUUGCCCUGGCAAAGCCACCUUCUCCUGUGAUCACGUGGCAGAGGCGCUGAUACUGCGGGUGCGGAGUGAGCUGUCUGGUCUUCCUUUCUAUUGGAAUUUCCACUGCAUCCUAGCUAGCCCUUCCCUGGUCUCCCAGCAUUUGAUUCGUCCUUUGAUGGGCAUGAGUCUGGCAUUGCAGUGCCAAGCGAGAGAGCUGGCAACAUUGCUUCAUUUGAAAGAUCUAGAGAUCCAGGACUACCAGGAGAGUGGGGCUGCACUGAGCCGAGAUCGGUUGAAGACAGAGCCAUUUGAAGAAAAUUCCUUCUUGGAACAAUUUAUGGUAGAGAAACUACCAGAGGCAUGCAGUGUUGGUGAUGGGAGACCCUUUGUCAUGAAUCUGCAGAGUCUGUAUUUGGCAGUCACCAGGCAAGAGGUCCAGGUGGGACAGAAGCAUCAAGGCACUGAAGAUCCUCAGACGUCAAGCAGCGCCUCCCCGCAAGGAACAGAUAGCCAACUUCUGAACCAGCCCGAAGAGCUGAUCUCCUCAGCACCAUCCCUCCCAGCGCCUGAGAAAGAGCCCACAGGUACUUCAGGCCCUGUGCAGAGACCUCAGCUGUCAAAGGUCAAGAGGAAGAAGCUAAGGGGGCUCUUCAGUUAACCUAUUGCUGUCUCAACUGCUGAGGAUGGACUUGGAGAAUGAUGUCACCUUGAAAGGAGCUCUGUGGCAGCAGUAUCUCUGACACAGUUAUAUAGUCAGAGGCCCCACUGAAAGAGCAAGACAACUGAGGUUCAUGUUGACAGGCACCUGGGUACCGUUAACCGAGGCAAUCUUGGCUCCAACCCAUCGGGCAUCGGCCUUCUCUAUCCAAGUGGAAGCCAGUCUCUGGAAUCCCAUAUUCUCCUCUUUUUUGAUGGAGGUUCUCUAGACACAGGACCCUACCAUGGACUUUAGGAAUACAAGGCAAGUCAGCAAAAAGGCACAACAUGCUUAGGAAGCCUUGUCUACCUCUCUCAAGAGUCCCUAGCCAUCCCAGGGGCUCCUCAGAGACCCACCUCUUUCUUUAGCAUGGAAUAAAAACCACUCACAUUCCCUUG
This is a messenger RNA of Ceratotherium simum simum (southern white rhinoceros), 1437 nucleotides long. It is a transcript of the gene NHEJ1, whose product is annotated as non-homologous end joining factor 1. The record is from RefSeq and is a predicted model, not a curated record. Gene Ontology annotation, biological process: double-strand break repair via nonhomologous end joining. NCBI's taxonomy places the organism in Eukaryota, Metazoa, Chordata, Mammalia, Perissodactyla, Rhinocerotidae. Gene Ontology annotation, cellular component: DNA ligase IV complex; nucleus. Gene Ontology annotation, molecular function: DNA end binding.